UCAUUAAGAUGCCUGUGUUUUAGAAGGUUAGUAUUGAUGAGCUGUCUGAAAGCAGACUUGUGGUCUUGGCUCACUGCUCUGCGAGCAGGCAAAUGCCAGCCGAGACAAUGGCAGUGUCAUCAAAGUUCUGCUGACGUCUUCCUGCUCCUGAAACUCCUGCCACCUGUCAGCUAAAGAUAUGAAGCGAGUGGCAGAUUCCCAGCGACUGGACACAAGCAGGUGACAUCUGUCAAUUAUACUGGAUUUACCAUGGACCUGUUUACUGCCUGAGGUGACAGACAUAGGCUUAAUGUGGUGACAAUGGAUUCCUUAUUCCUAUUCUUGGAGCUAUUUUUAUUUAACAGAAGGCAGAGUUUGUUUCAGCUGGUAGCGAAAUAUACUUUCCAAUUUGUACACAAUGUUUCUUGCUCGGUUUAAUCUGGUUAAAUCCACCAAAUGACCACACGGUUUCAUGGCACGCAGUACAAACACGAUGAGGUCUGCAGAUUGUGCUAUAUUUGACCUUUGCACCCUAUUCAGUCACUAAUAAAUUCAUUACUGCCAUAAGGUCCAAACAACUUAUGACCUUGAUCUAGAAUACAGCCAUCAGGGCCAAUGUGUGGGCUAGAAAAUACUGUUAAAUAUAAAUAUGCUGUAUCAGCACAUCAGAGUAAUGCUGUUGCUUCUAUUCCCUCAGUGCUCAGCUCAUGUGGGACAGGUCAAAGGUCACAGGAGGUUAUUCAUGUGAGUAAUAAAGGUGAAAUAGUGCUCGAUGAGGAAUGCCGUAUGAGUGGUCCAGUGAUGUGGAAAACUGCGAUAUGGGCCCAGUUUUUAACUGAAUGGAGCAGUAAGGUAUUGAAAAAAUUGCAAGCACACACACAAACCUUGAGGCACUAAUGUGGCGAGGGACUCAGUAGCCCCAAGAAAUAGAUUACAUUUCAGGAUAAUUGCCAAGUGCACUGCUGAUAAUGUUCUUUCCUCAUGUCUAUAGUGUUGUGAUGACUGUCGCUCUGCUGUGGGAACCCAGUGAGGAGUUUGUCUUUGAGGGCUGAGGGUCCGAGCGCUCCCUAGAGGUGCAGGAAUGUGACAGCAUCUGCAACAAACAACUCGGUAAGAGACGAGAACCUGUAGUGCUAGAAGAGGACCUGGGUGAGAAUCUACUCUGGGUCAUGGUCAUGUGUUGCUGGAUAAACGUCAAACAAACAAGGUCUCACCGUCAGGGCCGUGCAUCACAGGCCGUGAUGUGGGUAGAGUGUAAGGUUCUGGAGGCUGGCUGCGGAGGCAGAAGGAGGUCCCUGCGAUCAACGGUCAUGAGACUCCCCUGCUCCUUUUGGUUCCUGCUUCUGUUAGGCGCUGGAGGUCUUCUUCUGCUGCACCUACAGGACCUCACAGAGACACUCCAGAAAGAACACCAAGGUGCAAAGGUCAUAUUCCACCAAGUUCAGGCCAUAAGAAAGGAAGAGUGUCCUUAUUGUCCUGACAAUGACAGACAGUCUGACCCAACAGAAGACAACUCUCCUAGACCUGCACAACCGGUGCAGCUUCCUGCCUUCCCAUGGGUCCAGCGUUCCUCUCUAAUCAACCCCAAAGACAUCAGCACUGCCCACGUCACAAAGAGCCACCGUAAACUGCUCCUCAAGAGCGGCCCACUUGUCCAGCAGGCUAACGCUGACCCUCCUGGCCAGAUCAAGGGGAACCCAGAGCGACUGACUCAGGUGCAGCUGUCCCGUCAGAGGCUGAUGAGGGAGGUCUGUGCCAAAUACACAAGUGGAACCACCAAACAGACUAUAACCCGCAUGCACGUGUCCCGUGUCUUUGUGGAGGACAAGCACAAACUCCUCUACUGCGAGGUGCCCAAGGCGGGCUGCUCCAACUGGAAGAGGGUGCUCAUGGUGCUUCAAGGCCUCGCUUCUUCCACUGGAGAGAUCCAACACGACGAGGUGCAUUAUGGGAAUCAUCUUAAGCGUCUAGACUCGUUCGAUCAAAAGGGCAUCGUUCGUCGUCUGAAGACCUACACCAAAGUCCUCUUCCUGAGGGAACCUUUCGAAAGGCUAGUGUCUGCUUUUCGGGACAAGUUCGAAAGCCCGAACUCGUACUAUCACCCAGUGUUCGGGAAGCCCAUCAUAUCGAAAUACCGCAGUAACGCGACGCAGUACGCCUUGCGAACGGGAGCUGGCGUGACCUUCAAGGAGUUCAUCCAGUAUCUGUUAGAUGUGCAUCGGCCGGUUGGCAUGGACAUCCACUGGGAGCCCGUAGGACAUCUUUGCAGUCCCUGCUUGCUGGACUAUGAUUUCAUUGGGAAAUUUGAGACUCUGGAGGAAGAAGCCAAUUUCCUUUUGAGAAGUAUCGGAGCUCCUAGCAAUCUGACUUUCCCUAGUUUUAAAGACAGGAACCCUAAUGCAGAAAGGACAUCUUUGGAUAUCACAAGGAGAUAUUUUGCACAACUAAAUGUGACGGAGAGACAAAGGGCUUAUGACUUUUACUACAUGGACUAUCUGAUGUUCAACUACUCCAAACCAUUUAAAGAUUUAUACUGAGGCUUCUACAGUAGUCUAACGAACUCUGUGUCGGCCUGAUGUUCACAUUUUGUCCCAGUGAGGUUAUUUUAUUACUGUCAAAUGUCAUUGUUUGUUUAAUAGCAAAUUUCGAUGUGAAAUAUUACUCACAUUCUCUAUUUAUCUCUGCAGGCUGGUCCUUGCGUUUGUCUUGUUAUUUACAAAACAUAUUCGAUUCUAUUCGGUAAGAAAACCCUUAAUGGGAUAAUCUGACCAAAAAAAUCUAAACUGGACAUCAUUUACUCGCUCUUCGUGUUGUUUCAGACCUGUUUAAACAAAUAACGAAUUACUGUGAAUAAUGUUUUUGUAGAAACAACGAAAGUCAAUAAGGCCCAAAAAAGCAUUGGUGGACAAAAACUCAAAAUAUAUCUUCUUCUGUAAAGGUGAGUAAAUGGUGUCAGAAUCUUCACUUUUGGGUAAAUUGUCCCUUUAUUGUGUGUGAUUUGUUUUUUCUCAGAUCGCCUAGAAUGAAUAGACUGUGCUAAGAUUGUCUAAAAGUUAUCAUGAUAUUUAUAUUAGUGUUGAAGGAAAAGUGUCCGAUCACGAGUAUCACUGCUCGAUAAAACACUGCAAAACAUUUUUCACGACGAGACGGAUCGUUGCUGGAUUGCGUGGUACGUCUGGUAAUGGUAAAAUCAGUUUUUUGGUGAAUGUAUAAAGAACUAUUCGUCCACAGCGUGUCAUGCAUUAGAGCAUGACCUGCUACACCUUUGCCUUACUUUCACAUUUCUCAUGUCAUGACGUUUUUUCUGUAUAAUAAAUGUAAGCACAAUAUUUUAAUGUAAGUAAGAUGACAUCUCUGACAUCGACAUUCCAGUCAUUUCCAGGCCUUGGUCACUAGUAGAGCGGUACAGUUGUCUCACCGCGAUCUUUUACCACCGUUUGAAGGUUAGUGGCAUCCUUUGGAUCGUUAUCCAGCAUAUUUCUCAUCGCAGAAAUAUCAAGCAGCACCGGAAGCCUGGCACAUGAGUUAAAAUGUCCGGGCCCGUUCUUAAUUUAAAAAUAAAGUAGAAGUAAUGUAUCACUACAGGGCGCUGAGGAAUGCUUACGUCUGAUUGGUCAGCGGCCUAAAAAAAAUGUGUGUAAUAUAAUAACGCUAUUUCACUACUCUUGUUUCAUUCAAACGCACCUGGCCUCAUCUUGCGUCUCAGUUAUUAACUGUAGUGAAAUGGGCCUUUAGAGGACGUGAUAUUACUGUAAUAUAUUGUUGCAGUGUUUGUCUCGUUUCCAGGCUGCCGUGCAAUGGAUUACAUAUAUAUAUGCAUAGCGAUUAUUUUUCUAUUUUACCCCAGUUUUGGAAACAAAAGCAGCAACCCCCAUCUCGCAGCAGUCAAAACUGGUGUUGAUCUUUACAUCUUGUCCUCCCACUCCAAUAAGUCCUCCGCCGCCCGGAGCAACUGCGGCUGUUUUAGCUCCACCCCCUCGUUACCCCCUCCUUAUCUCACAGAGCCUGGGGCUUUGACAUCCUGUUCUCUCUCACAAUCUACAGACUCAAAGGGCACAUCAAAUCAGCUACCAUUUGUCACGUGGACGACAGAACAAAGAAAAUCCCCAUUUUUCUUUCUUCAGCACCAAAAUCAUAUUUAAAAAGGAGUGGCGGGGGGGGGAGGGAGAGAGAGAGAGAGAAAAAUUAGUUUCUCCGUAUGAUUGGGUUUCGGAAUGGAAGGAGCUGGAGGCGUGAGAAUAAGCUCUGAACUAACUUUUACAAAUUAAGUUAUUACAAAAAGACUCCGGAAAAUCUAAUUACCAAAAGAAGUGUAGACAAAAUGCAACAGCAUCAGAAAUGUUGAAAGUUUCAGGUGAGGAGGUGACGCGCCGGACGCAGCGCCCCGCGUCCAGCAGAUGGCGCUGUGGUCCAGAGAGCAGCGCGGGCGUCGACUGAAAAAAAAAACCCUCCAAAAGCGAGCGUCUACAUUUAUUUACGCGUUCAUGCAUGUUGCACAGGUACUAAAACCGCCUCUCUUGGCAAAACGGUGCCUCCGAAGGUGCAACAAUUCAAUGCAUGAGCAUAAAAAAUAAGCGGCUGCAUAAUUUAAACAAUAUCAUUGAAAUUUUAGCAGUAUAAUUUAAAUACUAUUAGUGGUUAUGAAUUAACAAUGUUGAUAUUAAUGUUAAUAAAGUCCUACGGAGCACCGGGGCGAAAUGAGUUCGUGUGAAUUGUGAAAGUUUUUAGCUUUUAGCUGCUAUUGAUUACCGGGACGCUUUUGUUUUUCUGUCUCCGGGCGGUUUUAUUUGACUCGCUUGAAUAAAAGCUGAACUGUAAGACCAGGGAUAGUAAGUGUUACUGGGAUAUAUAGUUUUGUUGGCAUGAUGCACAUCAUUGGGAUAACCAUUACUCCCCUCAUCUCUCUGUAAAUUAAGGAAAUGAAGUGCAGGCGCUCGGGGCAACAUUCUAAGCUAUUUAAAUCUUUAAAUUUACAUCUUCCUCCAGCGUCAAGUAAUUGAACUAACUCCGGGCUUGUUCCUUUAAUUGAACAAAAAUAUCUUGUCUUCCUGCUGCUCGUCUGAUGUGGGAAACUAAUUUCAGCCAAAGGCGAGAGAAAUUCGGCUGUUAAGUCCAAACAGUUUGCAACAUAUUCCUGUGUACAAACAGAUUUGCUCUGCCGUGUUUUCGCUCGAGAAUGUGGGCCAUUAUGUCGAAGGUGAUAACAUUAGCUCUGUGCCAAAAGAUUACCGAAGGUAAUUGGAAAAGAAAUUUGAAAAUUCAAAUUUGUGACGAGAAAAUGAAAGGGGUUUUCACGACUAAAAACGGAACCGAAAUGUGCCGCCACACAGGCCUUAUUGUUUAUUUAUAGGAAUUAAUUUUAAAUUUGCGAUUUGUUUGUCGUACCAAACGUUUGUUGCCAAAGCUUCUGGUACGUUUUAUUUCCACCUGACGUUCGAGGGUAUAACCUUUAGAUAUUUUCAGACGUUACUAUCGCGCGAUUAUUAUUUUUUUAAAACCGGCGU
Messenger RNA from Puntigrus tetrazona (Sumatra barb), 5483 nucleotides. RefSeq names its product carbohydrate sulfotransferase 8. The coding region runs from base 1149 to 2516 and encodes 455 amino acids. Gene Ontology annotation, molecular function: sulfotransferase activity. Gene Ontology annotation, biological process: carbohydrate biosynthetic process; proteoglycan biosynthetic process. Lineage: Eukaryota; Metazoa; Chordata; Actinopteri; Cypriniformes; Cyprinidae. The transcript has 5 exons. Gene Ontology annotation, cellular component: membrane. The record is from RefSeq and is a predicted model, not a curated record.